Molecule: messenger RNA, 408 nt
Organism: Fusarium redolens
Lineage: Eukaryota; Fungi; Ascomycota; Sordariomycetes; Hypocreales; Nectriaceae
Exons: 2
Coding region: 1-408 (135 amino acids)
Source: RefSeq, a predicted model, not a curated record
AUGUUGUCUCCUCAUGGACUUGGGAUACUGAUCCUUUUGGGCGUCGCAGAAGGUGUCCCGCAACCAGACGAAAGCCAUCAGGAAGCACUUCUCAAACACCAAGCUAAUAUACCAAGGGAUAACGCAAAUGAUGGCGUAUCUACCGACAUGCUUGGGGCUAUGAGUCCUCAAACAGACUACAGAACAAUGCCAGCGGGCACUUACACAGAGACAAUCUCAACAGGCCUAGUCAGGAUAAUCGUCGUCAACGAACCAACACCUACAACAGCCAAUCAAGGAAAAUGUCCCACAGAGUGUGAUUGCACAAGGAUAAAAGAUAAGAACAGCGACGAAAUGCAGACCAUGCAGAGAGCCAAAUCUCACAGCUUCAUCGUCAACGAUAAAGCCAAAGGCUACAUGUCCCGCUGA